UGGUCCUAUCUUUGGUCCAAAACAUGUUUUUUUGUAAGCUUCCAUGCAUCCAUGGCAUGCUUGUCUUGUGCCUAUUGGUAUGGGACCAAUGGGUUAAGGGGUGACAAGUCACCUCAUGAUUACUUCAUUUUCCAACGUAACCUGAUUAAGCAUUAUCAGGGAUUGUACCUUGAAUCGGGUUGGAGCAGAGAAAAGUGUUGGUUGACUUUUUCAACGGAUGCCUUCCGGCAUGUCGUUAACAGGGUGAUGUGGAAUGGGGUUCACCAUUGACGUGUGCAUUAAGCCAUCUGCUUUAGUUUAACUUCUCUGUGCUAUUUUACGUUCUCUUUUACUUGAAUAUUCGCAUCCAAUUUCUCAUUGAGCAGUUUGAGUUGAGUCCUUGUCACUUUUGUGCUGUUCACUACCCCUUUGCUUCCCAUGCGAGCAUUAAGCUAUAUUGGCAUGCAGCAGAACAACCAAUUAUUAUUAUGCCUACUAUGCACUCAGGACCCUCACUGCCAUGAUCUGUGAAGGGAGCAUUAACUGCCUUGCUCUUGCAUAUUUGGCAGACAACAUUUCAGAUAGCCAACGGGCAUCUGCAUUUGGAAUCCUUUCAGGAGUAAGCUCGGGUGCAUUCGUCUGCGGAACCUUAGCAGCUCGUUUCCUCUCCACUGGUUCCACAUUUCAGGUUGCUACGUUUGUAUCAAUGCUUGCAGUAGUGUACAUGAGAAUGUUCCUUGAGGAAAGUAUACCUGAUCAAGUUGAUGGAAUUUCACAACCAAUCCUGCAAGAAGGGGAAGAUGUCAUUCAAAAGGAUGGUAAUGCACCUAGAAAGAUGCCAGUAUUCAGGAAAAUUCCAUCCGUGGGAGAUAUUAUUAGCUUGUUGAAGAGCAGUCCAUCAUUUUCCCAAGCAGCAGUUGUUGCUUUCUUCAAUAGCCUUGCGGAGGGUGGGAUGAUAUCUUCAUUAAUGUACUAUUUAAAAGCCCGUUUCCACUUUAACAAGAACCAGUUUGCUGAUUUGAUGCUAAUUGCUGGAAUUAUAUCAACGAUUUCACAGUUGUUUCUCAUGCCCUUAUUGGUAUCUCCCUUAGGGGACGGAAAGUUGCUUUCAAUAGGACUCUUGGUCAGCUGUGCAAACGCCAUUCUUUAUAGCAUAGCCUGGUCAGAUUGGGUUCCAUAUGCAGCUACUGCAUUGUCAAUAGUGAUGGUCUUUGCACCACCAUCUCUACGCAGUAUUGCAUCAAAACAAGCUGGCGCCAGAGAGCAGGGGAAGGCUCAAGGAUGCAUCUCAGGCAUAAGUUCCUUGGCCAACAUCAUUGCUCCAUUAAUCUUUAGUCCUCUGACAGCAUUGUUCCUGUCUGAAGAUGCACCAUUUCAUUUUCCCGGCUUUAGUAUUAUGUGCAUUGCGAUCACAUUGAUGAUUGCCUUCGUUCAGAGUUUGAUGAUAGGAAGUGCUCCUUCAACUUCAAGGGACAAAAAUAGCAGCAAUUGCGUGGAGGUUUAGUAGUAAUGAUAUAUACUAAUUAGUAGAAGAUGAGCGUCUCGAUUGUUGCAAUUAAAUACACUCAGUCUGUAACUAUGUAGCACGCAGAUGCUCCAAUGUUCUUAGCCUGGCAAAAGAGUAGCAAAGGCGAUGUUCAGUUCGUCAAUAAGAUUAGUUGACCCUUUGGGAGGUUUAAUUAUAGAAACAAAAUGUAAGAUUAACUAUAAGUCAUAUAUAGCCAGGGUGGGUUCUCUCAGUGAAACAAUUCCCACAAACAUUUCAAAUUAUUACUCUUAGUGUAUCUAUAAUUUCAUUUCAAUUCUGUCUGGACUAAUGUGCAAUUCAAGCACUGCAGUGUCAUGAUAAUUAUCAGGUUUUUGUCAAGUUUAUCAGCU
Theobroma umbraticum is the source of this 1857-nucleotide messenger RNA. NCBI's taxonomy places the organism in Eukaryota, Viridiplantae, Streptophyta, Magnoliopsida, Malvales, Malvaceae. The record is from RefSeq and is a predicted model, not a curated record.